AUGCGAAAAUAUCUCAUUACACAAGAGCACGAAGCGGAGCUGCAGCCUGCCCGGGGGAACCACUCGCAUCUCACCAGCAGAGCCCACGAGCUCUUGUCUCGGGUGACUCCCCAGCAAAACCGGCAAGAAACGGAGCUUGAGGAAGCACAGAAAGGGAUGACAGUUCAUAUACUUAGGAGAAGCACAACUCGAGUUCGACGUGAGACAAGUUCAAACAAACUUGGUGCUAAAUUCACAAAGUUCAAGCCCAGAAAAAAUACACAGAACCAACUUGCAGACAGUCAUGCUAGUGUCUGCAGAGCUGCACAAAGCUCCAUGAGGACUUCUCCGCGGCUUCUCUGCGUAGCGACGCCGCAGAAAAACACCGGGCAGAAUGCGGAAGAGGAGCCGAGCCCUGCUGCAAGCGAGCAGAAGGCCGAGCCGAGCGCGGCCGAGAAGCUGCUGGCCGAGGAGAAGGCGAAGCUGGAGGAUCAGCUGCGAGACAUGAGCGACAAGUAUAAACGAGCCUUGGCAGAUGCGGAAAACGUGAGGCAAAGAAGCCAGAAGCUGGUGGAAGAGGCAAAGCUUUAUGGAAUUCAGAGCUUCUGUAAGGACUUACUAGAAGUUGCUGACAUCUUGGAGAAAGCAACAGAGAGUGUCCCAAAAGAAGAAAUUAAGGAUGAGAAUCCUCAUCUGAAGAGCUUAUACGAAGGGCUUGUCAUGACAGAAGUACAGAUCCAGAAAGUGUUCAAAAAACACGGGCUGCUCAGACUGGACCCUGUCGGCGCCAAGUUCGACCCCUAUGAGCACGAAGCCCUGUUCCACGCGCCCGUGGAGGGCAAGGAGCCCGGCACCGUGGCGCUCGUCUCCAAGAUGGGCUACAAGCUGCACGGGCGCACGCUGCGGCCCGCGCUCGUCGGCGUCGUCAAGGAGGCCUAG
Messenger RNA from Tinamus guttatus (white-throated tinamou), 918 nucleotides. Lineage: Eukaryota; Metazoa; Chordata; Aves; Tinamiformes; Tinamidae. The record is from RefSeq and is a predicted model, not a curated record.